Messenger RNA from Drosophila ficusphila, 5864 nucleotides. It is a transcript of the gene Ser, whose product is annotated as protein serrate. The record is from RefSeq and is a predicted model, not a curated record. The coding region runs from base 642 to 4895 and encodes 1417 amino acids. The transcript is spliced from 15 exons. Gene Ontology annotation, molecular function: calcium ion binding; Notch binding. Gene Ontology annotation, cellular component: plasma membrane; protein-containing complex. Gene Ontology annotation, biological process: cell communication; multicellular organism development; heterophilic cell-cell adhesion. Lineage: Eukaryota; Metazoa; Arthropoda; Insecta; Diptera; Drosophilidae.
GCCUGAAGCGCACGCAGCAACCAGCGGAAGUCGUAGUCGUUGUCGCCAGCACUCUGAAAGCGGUUUCGGUGGUUCAGACCCACAAGCGAAAGAGCUCUCUUAAGACCAUCGAACAGCGACCAGCGACCAUCGACCACCACCAAAACGAAAACCACAGAACUCUCGCGUGACUUGCUCCGCCCCGUGGAUGCUGCUCGAGGGCUGGAAAUGCCGCAGGAUUCGGUUAACGCGUUUAGUCGAGCGACGUGCUUCGAGCGGUGAUGAGCCCCUGUCUUUGACAACGCAACAUCUACAAAAAACAUCGCCUAUCAUCAAGUGGAAGUGUUAAGUGUGCACAAAACAAACGAGAAAUACACACUCAGCCCCAUAUAAAUAAUAAAUUUUGUGAUAACAACACUAACAAAACGAAAAAAACAAAAACGGAGGCAAAGUGGAGAAAAUGAUACAGCAUUCCGAGUACAACCAAGUGUAGCCCCUAAACAAGUGUAGUGAAAACUUAGACAAAGGCACAAAAAUCUGCAUACAUGGGCUAAUUAAGCGUCCGCGAGCGAAUUUACAUUUGUGGUGCCAAUCCAAAGUGAACCCCAAACAAAAACUCCAUCUAGAUCCCGACCAGCAUCACGCUCGCAAACGCCCCCAGAAUGUACAAAAUGUUUAGGAAACAUUUUCGGCGAAAACCAACAUCGCCAGCGGAAUCAACAGCAACAACAAUAAUAGCAACAACAACAACAUUUGGAGCAGAAGGCUUAGCAGACAGCCUGAGAAUGUCCAAAAAGACGGCGACAAAAAGAAGGCAGAGCUCGAGGCACCGGGAACCCAAAAUCGCCGCUCUGCCAUCGCCGAUCCGCGAUUGUCGAUCAUUAAAGUCUGCCUGCAACUUAAUUGCUUUAAUUUUAAUACUGUUAGUCCAUAAGAUAUCCGCAGCUGGCAACUUCGAGCUGGAAAUAUUAGAAAUCUCAAACACCAACAGCCAUCUACUCAACGGCUAUUGCUGCGGCAUGCCAGCGGAACUAAGAGCCACCAAGACGAUAGGCUGCUCGCCAUGCACGACGGCAUUCCGGCUGUGUUUGAAGGAGUACCAGACCACGGAGCAGGGAGCCAGCAUAUCGACGGGCUGUUCGUUCGGCAACGCCACCACCAAGAUACUCGGCGGAUCCAGUUUUGUGCUCAGCGAUCCGGGUGUGGGAGCCAUUGUGCUGCCCUUUACCUUUCGAUGGACGAAGUCGUUUACGCUGAUACUGCAGGCGUUGGAUAUGUACAACACAUCCUAUCCAGAUGCGGAGAGGUUAAUUGAGGAAACAUCAUACUCGGGCGUGAUACUGCCGUCGCCGGAGUGGAAGACCCUGGACCACAUCGGUCGCAAUGCGCGGAUCACCUACCGUGUCCGGGUGCAAUGCGCCGUUACCUACUACAACACGACCUGCACGACCUUCUGCCGUCCGCGGGACGAUCAGUUCGGUCACUACGCCUGCGGCUCCGAGGGUCAAAAGCUCUGCCUCAACGGCUGGCAGGGCGUCAACUGCGAGGAGGCCAUCUGCAAGACCGGCUGCGACCCCGUCCACGGCAAGUGCGACCGUCCCGGGGAGUGCGAAUGCAGACCGGGCUGGAGGGGUCCGCUGUGCAACGAGUGCAUGGUCUAUCCAGGUUGCAAGCACGGUUCCUGCAACGGCAGCGCCUGGAAAUGCGUCUGCGACACCAACUGGGGUGGCAUACUGUGCGAUCAAGAUUUAAAUUACUGCGGCACCCAUGAACCCUGCAGGCACGGCGGCACCUGCGAGAAUACCGCUCCGGACAAGUACCGCUGCACAUGUGCCGAGGGACUCUCCGGCGAGCAGUGCGAGAUCGUCGAACACCCGUGUGCCACACGGCCCUGCCGCAACGGCGGCACAUGCACCCUCAAGGGAAACAAUGCCUCGAGAACAACAGUGUACCGGCCAGCGUUCGGCAGGAGUUCCAUGGGCAGACCGAUGGCCCGUCGCAACUCGAUGCGCAGCCUGGAUCAGCUGCGUCCGGAGGGGCAGCCGCUGAAUGACAGCAGCUCCCCGGGAUCGGCACUGGCACUCCGCCUGGAAGCCCUGCAGCAGCAACUGGCCGACUUCACCUGCGGCUGUGCGGCCGGAUGGACGGGACCGACAUGCGAAAUAAAUAUCGACGAGUGCGCCGGAGGUCCCUGCGAACAUGGUGGCACUUGCGUCGAUCUAAUCGGCGGCUUUCGCUGCGAGUGUCCGCCGGAGUGGCAUGGCGAUGUCUGCCAGGUGGACGUGAAUGAGUGCGAGGCGCCCCACUCCGCCGGAGUCUCCGCGAAUGCCCUGCUGACCACGACUGCCAGUGCGAUAAUUGGCAGCAAUCUGACCAGCUCCGCCCUGCUGGCUGCUUUAACCAGUGCCGUGGCAUCCACUUCCCUGGCCAUCGGACCCUGCAUAAAUGCCAGGGAAUGCCGCAAUCAGCCGGGAUCCUUUGCCUGUGUUUGCAUGGAGGGCUGGGGAGGAUUAACUUGUGCUGAAAACUUAGAUGAUUGUGUGGGUCAGUGCCGGAAUGGAGCCACCUGCAUCGAUCUGGUUAACGACUACAGGUGCGCCUGUGCCGCAGGAUUCACGGGUCGCGAUUGCGAGACGGACAUCGAUGAGUGCGCCACUUCCCCCUGCAGAAAUGGAGGUGAAUGUGUGGACAUGGUGGGCAAGUUCAACUGCAUCUGCCCGCUGGGAUACUCGGGUUCCCUGUGCGAGGAGGCCAAGGAGAACUGCACUCCUUCCCCGUGUUUAGAAGGUCACUGCCUGAACACACCCGAAGGAUACUACUGCCACUGUCCUCCAGAUCGGGCUGGCAAACACUGCGAGCAACUGCGUCCGCUCUGCUCCCAACCGCCUUGCAACGAGGGCUGCUUCGCCAACGUGAGCCUCGCAACAGCGGCGACAACGACGACGACAACAACCACUUCGGCGACAACGGCGAGGAAGAUGGGCAAGCCGAGCGGAUUGCCCUGCAGCGGACACGGCAGCUGCGAGAUGAGCGACGUGGGCACCUUCUGCAAGUGCCAUGUGGGCCACACCGGCACCUUUUGCGAGCACAAUCUCAACGAAUGCUCGCCGAAUCCUUGUCGAAAUGGGGGAAUUUGCCUUGACGGCGACGGCGACUUUACAUGCGAGUGCAUGUCUGGCUGGACAGGUAAACGCUGCUCGGAGCGGGCCACAAGUUGCUAUGCCGGCCAGUGCCAGAAUGGUGGCACCUGCAUGCCCGGUGCGGCGGACAAGGAUCUGCAGCCGCACUGCCGCUGUGCGCCCGGUUGGACGGGUCUUUUCUGCGCCGAGGCCAUUGACCAGUGCCGCGGCCAGCCGUGCCACAAUGGCGGCACCUGCGAGUCGGGAGCGGGCUGGUUCCGCUGCGUCUGCGCCCAGGGAUUCUCCGGUCCCGACUGCCGCAUCAAUGUGAACGAGUGCUCACCGCAACCCUGCCAAGGAGGAGCCACCUGCAUCGACGGCAUCGGCGGAUACAGCUGUGUCUGCCCACCAGGUCGUCAUGGAUUGCGAUGCGAGAUUUUGCUCUCCGAUCCCAAGUCCGCUUGUCUGAAUGUGAGCAACACCAUCUCGCCUUAUUCUGCCCUGAAUCAAAGCCAAAACUGGCUGGAUAUCGCUCUGACCGGAAGAAGCGACGACGACGAGAACUGCAAUGCCUGUGUCUGCGAAAAUGGCACCUCCAGGUGCACGAAUCUCUGGUGCGGAUUGCCCAACUGCUACAAGGUGGAUCCACUCUCGAAGUCCUCCAAUCUGUCCGGCGUUUGCAAACAGCACGAGGUGUGUGUUCCGGCACUGAGCGAAACCUGUCUCUCGGCACCUUGCAGUGUCCGCGGAGAUUGUCGAGCCCUGGAACCCUCGCGAAGGGUUGCUCCUCCCAGUCUGCCGGCCAAGUCCAGCUGCUGGCCCAACCAAGCCGAAGUCCUGCAGAACUGCGCCCGACUGACCAUCCUUUUGGCCCUGGAGCGAGUGGGCAAGGGAGCCUCGGUGGAGGGUCUUUGCUCGCUGGUGAGGGUUCUCCUGGCUGCCCAGUUGGUCAAGAAGCUGCCGAUCGAUGCUGGCCAGGAGCAGGGCAUGCUCAUGGUGCUCUGCGAUCUCAAGACGGGCACCAAUGACACCGUCGAACUGACUGUGUCCUCCACUAAGUUGAAUGAUCCCCAGUUGCCGGUGGCAGUGGGUCUGUUGGGUGAACUCCUGAGCUCCCGGCAGUUGAAUGGCAUCCAGUUGCGCAAGGAACUGGAGCUGCAGCACGCCAAGCUGGCUGCCCUGACCUCCAUUGUGGAGGUCAAACUGGAAAUUGCCCGGGUGGCCGGCGGAUCGGGACUGCUGAUCGGAGUGCUCUGCGGCAUCUUUAUCGUCCUGGUGGGAUUCUCGGUGUUCAUCAGUUUGUAUUGGAAGCAGCGGAUGGCCUAUCGCAGCAAUUCCGGCAUGAACCUGACGCCCUCGCUGGAUGCACUGCGACACGAGGAGGAGAAGUCAAACAACCUGCAGAACGAGGAGAACCUGCGGAGGUAUACGAAUCCCUUAAAAGGCAGCACCACUUCCCUGCGGGCUGCCACCGGAAUGGAGUUGAGUUUGAACCCAGCUCCCGAGUUGGCUGCCUCGGCGGCGAGUAGUUCCGCCCUGCACCGGUCGCAGCCGCUGUUCCCGCCCUGCGACUUCGAGCGGGAACUGGACUCCAGCACGGGACUGAAGCAGGCGCACAAGCGCAGCUCCCAGAUCCUGCUGCACAAGACCCAGAACUCGGACAUGCGAAAGAACACGGUGGGCUCGCUGGACAGUCCGCGGAAGGACUUCGGCAAGCGGUCGAUCAACUGCAAGUCCCUGCCACCCACCUCGGGCGACGAGGGCUCCGACGUCCUUGCCACCACUGUGAUGGUUUAGCCGUGAUCUCAGCCAGCCAGCAACCAAUCAGAAACCAACCAGCCGCCCACAGCCAGCUCAAAGUUCCGAUUGCCACAGCACGGGCGCGAUUUCCAAGUGCAUUAGUAGCGUAUUAUAAAUUAGGAAUCGAUUUAGUUUUAGGGGCUCCCACAACGAAGUGGCUUUGCUGAAAACCGAAAACCAGUCGAACUGUUCUAGCUCAAACUCGGAGAUAAGGUAAGAUGGGGUGCACAAAUAAAUCCAAAGCAUUUGCUAGUUAAUCAAACUUUUUACGGUCACAGUUUUGGGCAAAUUUAUUUGUAUACCUGAUCUUAUCUUGAGUUGAAACCAGUUUAAAUGGGAUUUGAGUUUAGCAAUAGUAUAUAUAUAUAUAUAUAUAAGUAUAAAUACACCGAACGCUAUGUCGCUCGAGAUAAAAGAGUUUGAAAUUCUAAAGAAGGAAUUUGUGACAAAGUGUUCAGCAGAUCCAAAUCGUUGUGGCAACCCAUAUUGUAUAAGCUAGGUAGUGUAAUUCCGAACUCUUCUCUUCGCUAAGCAACAUCCUACACAGUGUGAUAUUUAGUGUAACCCAGGCGCGCAUUUACAUUCAUUUAAAGCUAAAAAUAUGAUAAUAAAAAGUAAUUAAAUCCUUGGCUAGCACAAGCUGUAUAUAGUUCUCAUCUAGGAUCGGCGCGCUCUCUAUGGUGUAUAAGCAUAAGCUGUAAAUACUGUAAAUUAGCAGUUACCGUUAUUGUAUUUUGUCUAUAGAUUGAUAGAUUCCUAGAACUAAACUAAGCCCCAGCCGCAACGCGUUAGACUUUAAAAGUUGUUUGCAAUUGUACGCAAUAAUUUAGUUAUAUGAUCGUAGUUAGGUAGAGUUGUCUAAAAGGGUAAGAUUCAAGCGAUUUUGUAUUGUAUUAUACCUACGUGUGUAGUAAUAUUUAUUUAUUAUUUUAACUUUGAUCUAGCAGCAAUAAAGCAAUAUCAAUA